ACUACGACGUCAACAACAAGUACAAUACAUAGUAGUAAUAGUAGUCCUACUCAUAGUAGUAGUGGUAAUAAUAUAAUGAAUGGAAGUUAUGAUAAUAAUAAUGGAUAUGAUCACUCUGUAAGCGUGAACAAUGUGUCACUACUACGCAACAGCUUGUCGAGUAUGUCAAAGGUUAUACGUGCAUCUGUCUUUGUCAUAUACACUGGUGGCACCAUUGGAAUGAAGCGCGAUCCCAUCCACGGCACACUCAGACCCGAGCCCAACUACAUCGAAGAACAACUCAAACUACUUCCCGAGAUGAAGUCAUCCGAGAUGCCAUCCUACAAGCUUCAUGAAUUCGACCCUCCCAUCGACAGCUCAGACAUGGACCAUGAUGAAUGGGUACGAAUCACAAAGCUCAUUGAGAAGAACUAUUAUGAUUAUGAUGGAUUCGUUAUUAUACAUGGUACGGACACCAUGUCUUAUACCGCAUGUGCACUGUCAUUCAUGCUGGAGAACUUGGGCAAGCCAGUCAUUCUGACGGGCAGUCAGAUUCCAAUUGGCGACGUGGUCAACGAUGCCAAGCGCAACCUGAUCACCGCCAUCAUGUUUGCCGGCAAGCUGGACAUACCCGAGGUGUGCGUGUUCUUUAACAACAUGCUGCUGCGAGGCAAUCGCUCAAAGAAGGUGGACUCGUGGAGUCUGGCGGCAUUCGAGUCGCCCAACUGUCCGCCCCUGGCCACACUUGGCAUGGAGAUCAACGUCAACACGGACAUAAUACUCAGUCAGCCCAAGGGCCGCUUCCGCGUGCACGAGAAGGUCAACAAGAACAUCCUUGUCCUGCAUCUCGUGCCGGGCUUCUCGGACGACUGCGUCGAGAACCUGCUGCGUGCGCCACUCGAGGGUCUCAUCAUCCAAUCAUACGGCUCGGGCAAUGCGCCCGCCAAGAAGAAGCGAUUCCUCAAUCUCAUAGUGGACGCUGUGAAGCGUGGCGUCGUCGUGGUGGUCACGAGCCAAUGUCCGCGUGGCACCGUCAAUCUCAAGCACUACGAGACGGGCAAGUCCCUACUUGACGCCGGUGCGGUCAGUGGACAUGACAUGACAGUCGAAGCAGCCGCUACCAAACUUGGCUGGUUGCUCUCGCUCGGUGUGCCCAAAGAUCAAGUUCGCCAACUUAUGACCAUCGACCUUCGCGGAGAGCUGUCCAUCCAGCGACCCUACAACAAGAUG
This is a messenger RNA of Acytostelium subglobosum LB1, 1209 nucleotides long. RefSeq lists its product as hypothetical. Gene Ontology annotation, biological process: amino acid metabolic process. The record is from RefSeq and is a predicted model, not a curated record. The annotation marks the transcript as partial. Gene Ontology annotation, molecular function: asparaginase activity. The transcript has 2 exons. NCBI's taxonomy places the organism in Eukaryota, Evosea, Eumycetozoa, Acytosteliales, Acytosteliaceae.